Molecule: messenger RNA, 1305 nt
Organism: Heterobilharzia americana
Lineage: Eukaryota; Metazoa; Platyhelminthes; Trematoda; Strigeidida; Schistosomatidae
Source: the annotation of a GenBank genome assembly
AUGGAGAUCUUGAAUAUAGGUGGUUCAGUUAGAACAGUUAACGGACAGUUGUUCCUACGACUAUUUUUUGAUCUCAAAGCUUGUUCAUUACAGGCUAAAAUUUCUGCUAGUUUGAACAUUGAUCAAGCAGACCAAUCCUUUGGAGAUGAGUUUAAAGCAACUGGUGAACAAUCUAAUCCUUUUGUUUCUUCCACAUCUCAGGAUGAAGUUGGUUCAUCGGUGAAUGAAGCCUUGCUGAAGCGUAAAAGAAAAUCAAUACAAUCGAAUGAAGACUGUGAUGAAACAUGCUUUGGGAACCUGCAUCGUUCACCUUCAAAUGAGUAUUUUAAAGACAAAAACUGUAAUAAUGAACUGAAUCAGAAGAAUUCUCUUUUGCAUAGACAAAACAAAGUGGCUCCUUCAAGGAAGCCAAAUCAAAGGAAUAUGCGUAGGCGAAGACUUGAAACAAGUGUCCAAAGUGAUCCUCUUGCAAUGCCGCUUCGUAAAUCAUCUCGUUUGAGUAUUCAUCGUUAUGGUGUUACUAUGAUUAAAUCUGAAACAAUUACUCUGGAUGUAUCAACACUUCUUCAGUUUCAUCAAAAACUAGUGGUACUAGUCUUAUCCACUUGCUCUUCAGUGAAAUUAGGUGCUCGUGAAACUGAAGAUUCCAUGCUUGCUAAUUACUUGGUUACAGACCAAAUAAAGCGUACACUAAAGACACUGUACUCAAGAGCACGUGGUAUUCCAAUUAUCUCUGUUGAGUGGUUGAAGGCGUGUAAAGUCAGUCGUAAGGGUCCUAAUCCAGAUCCAUUAAACUUCAUGCUCCACUAUUAUUCAGAGCCUGUACAUCGACCAGUUCCAAGUAGGCGGUCAUCAAAACGUGCCUCUGUGCAGCUAUCACGGAGAUUACAAACUAGUGAAACUGGAGACAAUGGUGAAACAGAUGGUUUUCUGUCUGGUUGGUCUUUCUGUUGUACACAGAAUGUUGUACCUCCUUUAUCUGACUUGCGUAAACUAACUGAACUAUCUGGAGGGUAUUGGAUGUCUGAUGAGGAUUUAAUGAAUUGUGUCAAUAGCUCGCCAAAGCUUGUGAAGUCAGUUAUUAUCACAACACAAGAAGAUUAUGAUGCUGUUAGUGUGGUGGCUGCCAAGUCGUUUCGGAAAAGCUCCCGAUCAUUGAAAAAUACAGCGUCACGUAAUCACAACUCUGCUUUGUCACAAGCUUUAUCUACUUUGGUUAAAGUAUCAGUCGAUUGGUUUUUACAGACUAUUAUGAAUCGUCAACCGCCUGUUUGGCCAGUCGAUUCGCAGUAUACAAUACAAUAA